Dama dama (fallow deer) is the source of this 1248-nucleotide messenger RNA. RefSeq names its product G-protein coupled receptor 143-like. The record is from RefSeq and is a predicted model, not a curated record. Gene Ontology annotation, molecular function: dopamine binding; L-DOPA receptor activity; L-DOPA binding. NCBI's taxonomy places the organism in Eukaryota, Metazoa, Chordata, Mammalia, Artiodactyla, Cervidae. Gene Ontology annotation, cellular component: melanosome membrane; plasma membrane. Gene Ontology annotation, biological process: G protein-coupled receptor signaling pathway; melanosome organization; regulation of calcium-mediated signaling.
AUGGCCUCCCCGCGCCUCGGCACCUUCUGCUGCCCCACGCGGGACGCCGCCACGCAGCUCGCGCUGGGCUUCCAGCCGCGGGCCUUCCACGCGCUGUGCCUGGGCAGCGGCGCGCUCCGCCUGGCGCUCGGCCUCCUGCUGCUGCGGCCCGGGCGCCGGCCCGCCCGCCCCGGGGUCGCCUUGGCCCCCGCCGCGGACCUCGGCCCGCGGCCCGCCUCCGUGCGCAUCGUGCGCGCCGCCACCGCUUGCGACCUGCUCGGCUGCCUGGGUAUCGUGGUCUGGUCUGCGGUGUGGUUAGGGUUUCCGAGUUUCGUGGACGACAUCUCCACCAUGAACAGGACAGACGUGUGGCCAGCUGUCUUCUGCAUGGGGAGUGCACUCUGGAUCCAGCUACUGUACAGCGCUUGCUUCUGGUGGUUGUUCUGCUAUGCGGUGGACGUCUACCUGGUGAUCCGGAGGUCGGCGGGACAGAGUACCAUCCUGCUGUACCACCUGAUGGCCUGGGGCCUGGCUGCCCUGCUGAGCAUGGAGGGAGCCCUGAUGCUGUACUAUCCUUCCAUGACCAGGUGUGAGAGGGGCCUGGAGCACGCCAUCCCCCACUACAUCACCACGUACUUGCCGCUGCUACUGGUCCUCGUGGGCAACCCCAUCCUAUUCCGAAAGACAGUGACUGCAGUGGCCUCCUUACUGAAGGGAAGACAAGGCGUUUACACGGAGAACGAGAGACGCCUGGGAGCCGUGAUCAAGACCCGAUUCUUCAAAAUAAUGCUGGUUUUCAUCGUUUGCUGGUUCUCAAAUGUCAUCAAUGAAAGCCUUUUGUUCUAUCUUGAAAUGCAACCAGAUAUCAACGGGAGCUCUUUGAAACAGGUCAGAAAUGCAGCCAAGACCACAUGGUUCAUGAUGGGGAUCCUGAAUCCAGCCCAAGGUUUCCUCUUGUCCCUGGCCUUCUACGGCUGGACAGGCUGCUGCCUGACGCUUCCAGGUCCCACCAAGGAGAUCCCAUGGGACUCGAUGACCACCUCGGCCACCGAGGGGGAUCCCCCGUCCCCCGGGGGCCCCCACAAGCCCGCGGAAAGCCCCACUCCCAAGAAGGAGCUUCCAGGCGGCGCACACACUUCCGACGAGGCCUUGAGCCUGCUGUCUGAAGGCCACGGUUCCGAUGGCAGCACCAUCGAAAUCCACGUCGCAAGCGUGUCCCGCAGCGGCAAGGCGGCGGACUCUGUUCCGCAAGUCCGAGGAGACGCGUAG